Molecule: messenger RNA, 1082 nt
Organism: Tupaia belangeri chinensis (Chinese tree shrew)
Lineage: Eukaryota; Metazoa; Chordata; Mammalia; Scandentia; Tupaiidae
Gene: APOBEC3H
Product: apolipoprotein B mRNA editing enzyme catalytic subunit 3H
Exons: 4
Coding region: 146-577 (143 amino acids)
Biological process (GO): cytidine to uridine editing; negative regulation of single stranded viral RNA replication via double stranded DNA intermediate; DNA cytosine deamination
Cellular component (GO): cytoplasm; P-body; nucleus
Molecular function (GO): RNA binding; cytidine deaminase activity
Source: RefSeq, a predicted model, not a curated record
CAACCAGCCCCGCGUCCCGCAGCCCUGCUUCCGGAGGAGGACCUACCUGUGCUACCUGCUCACAGGCCCUGUGACAGACAAAGGCUGCCUCCAGAACAAGAAACAUCGCCACGCGGAGGUGCGCUUUAUCGCCAAGAUCCGAUCAAUGAGUCUGGACCUGGACCAGAAACACCAACUAACCUGUUACCUCACCUGGAGCCCCUGCCCGUCCUGUGCUCAGGAACUGGUGACAUUCAUGGCAGAGUCACGCCACCUGAACCUGCAGGUCUUCGUCUCCCGCCUGUACUUCCACUGGCAGCGGGACUUCCAGCAGGGGCUGCAGCUCCUGGACAGAUCCCAGAUCAAGUUGGCUGUCAUGAACCUCCGAGAGUUCACCGACUGCUGGAAACACUUCGUGGCCCAUGAGGGACAGCCCUUGGCACGCUGGGACAAGCUGGAGCAAUACAGUGAGGCCAUAGAGCGACGGCUGGCAAGGAUCCUGACCAAGCCGUUCAGCAGUCUGGCCCAUUUGGAAGACAGCUUCAGAAAUUUGCAGCUGGGGUCUCCAUCACCCUCAUCUCCACGUAACCCCAGAUGACCGUCCGUCCCUGGAGCACCCGUUCCUUCAGAGACUAGGGCCCUCACCACGGCCAACCUUGCUUCCCUCCUUCAUUUGUUUCUGUUUGCUUGCUUGUUAGAUGACUGGGCGCACGCUUUUGUAACUGAAACUAUAAGUUGUUUGUCAGAUAACUGGGCGCACGCUUUUGUAACUGAAACUAUAAGUUGUUUGUCAGAUAACUGGGCGCACGCUUUUGUAACUGAAACUAUAAGUUGAGUUUGUAAGCUUGGGCACUAUGGAUUGAAUGUGUCCUCUCCGAAGUUCAGACGCUGCCAGUGUGAUGGUAUUAAGAUGUGGAGCCUUUCUCUUCUCAGUUUCUAAUAUGUAUUUCAAUAAAUAAAACUCCAUGGAGCAGAAAUACCCCAUGAAAUGGAAAAACAAAACAAAACAAAAAAUAACUGUGUUAUCUGGACCCGUGUUACUCAGCGUUCUUAGCUGAUGCAACGAACACCAACUCUAGUAAAUUAAAACAAACAAAAAAAAU